Molecule: messenger RNA, 2072 nt
Organism: Protobothrops mucrosquamatus (brown spotted pit viper)
Lineage: Eukaryota; Metazoa; Chordata; Lepidosauria; Squamata; Viperidae
Product: nucleoporin Nup37
Cellular component (GO): nuclear pore outer ring
Molecular function (GO): protein binding
Source: RefSeq, a predicted model, not a curated record
GAGAGUGAAGCUAUUCGGAAGUGCUCCGUUCUGGCGACGCUAUCCGCGGGGAUUUGAUGGAAAGAAUUCUUCUGGUUCCUUCUACCAAAGAUGAAGCAGGAAGCUUUCCGAACAGCAGCCUAUACUGUGGAAUGUAAGGAUUAUGUGCAUGUGGUAGAAUUCAAUCCAUUUGACUGUGGCACUGCAGAAUCACUCAUUGCAUAUGGCGGCAAUAAUUACGUAGUUGUCGGGACUUGCAGAUUCCAGGAAGAAGAUACAGCAGUGGAAGGAAUACAGUAUAAAACUCUCAGGACUUUUCAACAUGAAAGCAGAGUUGAUGCCAUUGUGUGGAGCCCAGAAACUAGACUGGAUGCUGUACCUCCCCAUAUAAGAUUUUGUACUGCUGCUGCUGAUAGGAAGUUAAGGUUAUUCACAUCGGACCUCAAAGAUAAGAAUGAAUAUAAGACUUUGGAAGGCCAUUCAGAUUACAUUAAUGAUUUGGUAUUUUCACCUAAAGGUCAAGAAAUUGCAAGUGUGAGUGAUGACCACACAUGCAGAGUCUGGGAUUUAGAAGGACAUUUAAGAGCUUAUUUUGUUCUACGUUCUCCUGGAAUGAGUGUGGGCUGGCAUCCUGAGGAUGCAUUCAAGUUGAUGGUAGCAGAAAAGAAUGGAACGAUUCGAUUCUAUGAUCUUGUGACACAUCAGGCUAUAUUGUCUCUCACAACUGAUCAAACACCACUAAUGUCAGCAAGCUGGUGCCUAAAAAAUACUUUUAAAGUUGGAGCAGUUGCAGGAAAUGACUGGUUUAUCUGGGACAUUACUCGAUCUAGUUACCCUUUGGAUAAGAGGCCUGUCCAUGCAGAUAGAGCCAGAUUAUUUAGAUGGUCCCGAGUGAAUGAAAACUUGUUCGCUACUACUGGCUAUCCAGGAAAAAUGAUCAGUCAACUUCUAGUUCAUCAUUUAGGCCACCCUCAGGGAUCUGGUUUAACCUGGCACAGGACUCUUCCACUAUGUGCCAUGGGAGGAGAUCAUAAAGUAUAUUUUUGGGUGACUGAAAUGUAAAAAACUAUAUCUACUCUAUAGUGGUUUAAAGUAUCAGAUAAUGAUUAAGAGAGGGGAGAGUUGAAGUAAUAUAGUUGUCUUAUUUUAUACUUUUUUUUUUACAGAAACAUUACUUUUGAACAAAGUUCUGAAGUUUUUAAACUACUUUGUUUCUAGUUUUAGAAGUGCAGCUGGAUUUAGCAGGGCAUUGUACUCAAUGUUUUCUGUGCAAAUCUUCUUGAAAUAAUCUCUUGUGCAAAUCUUCAUUUGUUUAAAAGAAGUGCAGUCAAGAGAAACAGUUAAAAUAGAUAGCCUAUAUGGAAAGAUAUAUACUUUCAUAUCAUUACCAGCAAAGUAAGAGUGGCUAAAAAUGUUCAUUCAUAUCCCAUCUCAGCCUGGAAUGACAAAGCAUAGCAAAAUCUCUAAAAGUGAAUAUUUUUAAUACAAAUUGAUUCCUGAUAUGAACGUGUAUAUCUGUGAUACCAAGAAAUGCUAUGCUACUAUAGAUAGCGAGGCAUGAUGUGGUUACAAUAAAUAACCUCACUUAUUGGCUGCUAACUUUUACAACUGAAUCUAUUGAGAAAAAAGACAAAUCCAAAACAGUAACAAACAGGUAGUCAAUUUCUACAAUGAAAUUAAAUUGUAUACUUAACAGAUGUUAAGAACCUUUUUUUUAACAGAUGUUAAGAACCUUUUUUUUAACAGAUGUUAAGAACCUUUUUUGGGGGGCGGUUCAUGAUAAAUGAGAAUGAGAUAAAUGAGAAGUCAGUUUUUUCAGGUUGCUGAAUAAUGGGCAAAAUCCAUCCUUUAGUUCAGGCAUGUCAAACUCGUGACAUCACGUGGCGUCGCACAACGUAUCACGACUUUUCCCCCAUUGCUGGCAAUGGGGUAGGUGCGGUUUCAGUAUGAUGCAUCCGGCCCACAGGCCGGCAGUUUGACAUGCCUGCUUUAGUUGCUUGAAAAUUAAAAAUGCCCAUAAGCUUCCAUUCUGAUUAGGACUGCACAAUGUUUUUGAAGAUUGAGCUGUAAUAAAGACUGUAAUUUUCACAACU